AGAACAAGGAAGCGGAGUCGCUGCGAGGAGCUCGCUGUGCUGCGCGUGUUUAUGCGAUCUGCAGGCGGAGGAGGAGACGCGCCCUGAGAUGAAUUCGGCGUUUUGCGUGUUGGUCGUGCUUACCGGCUCAUCGCUGACAAGAGGUCAGUACAGUGCGUUGCCUGCUGUCCUCACCCCGGCUGGCUUCCCGAGUCAUGCUGGACGCUCAGCGUCUCCUGACCCGACAGAGGAUCCCCACGCUGAGGUCUCACAGUGGACUCACGGUGCCAAUGAAGCUUCCACUGAAUCCACCACAAAGACAAAAGCAACAGUCCACUCAGAGGCGGCGACAAAGGCCGCACGUGGAACGCAGACCCCAGCGGUUACGUCACCACGCACAAAUGUACCCGCCGCCAUGACGUCCCCUUCAGACGACCUUUCCUCUGCACCGCCCGGACGGAGCACCACCCCCCCACCGCGCGUCUCCACUACUGACGGCGGAGCCAUCGUGACCGUGGAUCCCCUCAGCACCUCUCCAUCUCUGCCAGCACACACACAGCAUGAUACGAGCUCCACAGCUCACACCUCUGAAUCCUGGACCAGAUCCUCCGCACAGCCGACCACCGCGGGACGUCCCGUGACCUCCGCUCCGGGCCGGGGUGCUGCCGGGCAAACCUACCAGGAGGUCCCGUCUGAGCUCAACGUGGGAGACGAAGACCUCAAGGGCCCCCGCUCAAGCUCCCCUCUAGAUCCCCUGCUGGCCGGCCUGCUGUCAGUGUUCAUCGUCACCACGGCGAUCGUCUUCGUCAUCCUCUUCCUCAAGUUCCGCCAGCGGACAAACCACCCGGAGUUUCACCGGCUUCAGGAUCUACCCAUGGAUGAUUUGAUGGAGGACACACCCCUGUCCAGGUACACCUACUGAUGGACAGAGCCUCAGUCACCCAAAGACACCAAAGGAAGACCAGUAUGGAUCUCAGAAUAGAGAUGCAGCUGCAUCUAUGCAGAUGGAUUUCAGGACAGUGAUAAAAAAAAACAUAUUUAUCCUUGAUUCCGUGAGAAGGAUCCAAAAAGUAUUUUACAGGCGAGGUUUCAGAAGCACUUUUUUCACACAUUCCCUUUGAAUUUCCAGAUAUCUUCCGCUCAGUGGAGACUAUUAGCUUGUGCCUCUGCAACCCUGACUCACUCCCCUUGAUUGCAUGGCAACCAAAUAUGGCUUGAAUGGUCACAGGGGCCCCCUAGGGGACUUCUGAGGUAAUGUGGAUCACGGAUGCAUGAAGACCUCGCAAUUGCGGACACCCUCAGGUUAUCCAGCAAGAAAUAAGACAGCAAGACACACACUCGUGGGCAAGUUCCCACAUGCUUAAAAUAAUGGAAUAUAAAUAAGGAUCCCUUAGGUGACCAAAUAUGAUUGAAGUGCACUUUCACACCAAACUGCCAGGUUGAUCGUGUUGUCUUAAAGAUGAGGUCUUGGUGUACAAAUCAAAAGCCAUAUCUUUGGAAAAAGAUGUUCCCGUCAUAGCCAAACCUCGUUCAGUUGCUCAAUUUUAUUAUUCAACUUACCUCAAUUUGUACAUGGAAAACUGCUAAUAAAUGGCAUACCCAUGAAAAAUAGGGCCUUAUCUCAUUAACUACUUUGUCCAUCUGGAUACAUUUUGCUGCCAGGAUAAAGGGUAACACCUGUGGGUGGGAUCUGACGUGAGAAAAUCAGAUGAUUUGUUACUGCUUAAAGAAAUGAAGAGAGCACACAGAAAUAAAAUUAAUUCAAUUUUGACAAUUCGAAUCAGCCACUGUCUGAAAUUUGCCCCCCGGAGCCCUUUAAGUUGGUCUGAAUACACGGGGAAACCUUCCAGAUACACAGGGUGGCUGUUGUGUAUAUUUCAGUCUAAAAACACCCAAUUAGAUUUUCUUUCAAAGCGGCGAGGGUUACAGAACAUUUAUGAUUGAUAUGAUUCAGGUGCUUUGAGUUUCCAAAUAAUUCAGCAGGGUUUGCCUUGUAGACAAACGCUCUUGCGGUUUUGUGUCCCAUUGUCUUAGUUAGCGGCACACUUUGACCGAUUAGUACGUAUUUGGAUCGGUUGCGCUCAAUUUGCAUUGGAUAUUUUCGAACUCUUAAUACUAGCUGGAGUUGUGUUGAGUAUUUUUAAACAGAUACGUUUAUGUUGUAGCCAAGGAAUAUGGAACUCAUUGUGGUCUAAUUUCAGUCUUUAAAACGAAUCUGGUUAUGUUUUCAACGAAUGUUUAAUCCACCAAUGCACACGGAGAAGAGACAUCGCGACACUAGAUGUGCACUUUCACCAGGAGCGAGUUGUAAAAGUAAAACGCAUUAUUGUUAAAUGAGCUGUAAAAUAUAUAUUUAUGGAGCUUUGUUUCUGCACAAGGGGUUUGUUCAAAUGCUUUUAAGUGGAGAAAAGUGUCGCUGAGGAGAUUUAUUAGCUGGAGCAUCGUGCAAAGCUGGAACUAAACUGUACUACAGUUUAUGUAAAGUGUGUACUUUACUGUUAAGUGCCAAGUGAUGUAUAAUGUAAUAUGCAAGGAAAUUGAGAUUUCCUGUUUUAAUAAAUCAGAAAUAAUGGUACCGCA
Molecule: messenger RNA, 2559 nt
Organism: Gasterosteus aculeatus aculeatus (three-spined stickleback)
Lineage: Eukaryota; Metazoa; Chordata; Actinopteri; Perciformes; Gasterosteidae
Source: RefSeq, a predicted model, not a curated record